This is a messenger RNA of Panicum hallii, 2764 nucleotides long. Its product is annotated as glutamic acid-rich protein. The coding region runs from base 87 to 2417 and encodes 776 amino acids. The record is from RefSeq and is a predicted model, not a curated record. The transcript is spliced from 12 exons. Lineage: Eukaryota; Viridiplantae; Streptophyta; Magnoliopsida; Poales; Poaceae.
UCAGCCUCCCCUCCUCGGCUUCUCUCCGCUCCCCACCACCAGCUCACCGAUCCCGCCGGGAAGAGGAGAGGCCGAGACGCGCCGCCAUGGACACGGAGCCUUUCGACGAGGUGGAGCUCCUCGCCCUCUCCGCGUCCCCAGCCGUCUCCCCGCCUCGCCGCCUAAAGCGGCUUAAGAAAUUCUCCUCCCAAAUCACCACCACCGUCGCUACCACUACCAGCCCUCCUGCCGGCUCCCCGCCGCCGCCGAAGGAACAGGCGUCACCGGGCGAGGAAACCCUAGCUCCGAGCCAGUCUCCUCCCCCGAACCCCUCCCCGCAGCCGCUGACGUCGCCAGAUGCGGAUGCGCCGACCCCGCUACCCGAUUCCUCUCCUGCCCCCGUCUCCUCGCCGCUGCCGCCGACCGACACCGCCGCCGACGACGAGGAGGAUGACGGGCUCGACCCGCUGUUCUCGGAAACCGUCGGCGCCGGGGGGUGGGACCCGCUCGGCGCGCCGGCGGAAGGGGACGACGCCGGCGACGAGGAGGAGAUGCCGCGGGGCGGGCUCAUCGAGGAGCUGCGGAGGGAGAAUUCCGCCAAGAAGCGGCUCGACAUGGACGAAGCCGAUGGGGGAGUGGCUGCUGCUGGGGCGGAGGCAAAGGGGAAGAGGAGCAAGAGGAAGAGGAAGGAGGAGGCGCCCAAGGAGUCAGCCCGGGAGAAGAAACGGUCGGAAAAGGAGAGGAGGGCACAGCUUGAUUCGAUCCACGCCGAGUCACAGAGGUUGCUGCGAGAAACAAGGAGUGCUUCGUUUAGGCCAAUUGUGCAGCCAGUUUGCAAGCCCAUCUCGUCGGUCCUGGAGAAGAUCCGUCUUCGUAAGCUGGAGGUUCUAAAGAAGUCAAAUACUACUGUUGAAGAUGAUGAUGACAAUGCUGCUGCUUCGGAGCCAGCGAGUGAUUCUGCUGUGCAUUUGGAUGUGCUCAAGGUUAAAGAAGUGACAGCAGAUGAUAAGGAUUUGAGGAUUGAUGAUGUUGACAAGGAGCUUGGAAAUCUUGAUCAAUGUAAUGUUGCAGAGGAUAAGGAUGAUUUGAAUAGCAAGGAGAAAGAUCUCCAUAAUUGUGGUACCAAAGCUCCAGAUGAGGAAACUUCUGAUAGAUUGGAAGACAAUCAUGAGAAUACCCAAUCAAGUGAUAACCAUAACAAUUCAGUAGAUCAAACUCAACUGCCCCGUUCUUCAAGCCCUGUUGAGAGUACAGAUGAAUCUUCAUCAGAAGAUGAAGAAGAUAAUGAUAAAGAGAAUAUAGAACCGAGCGCUCGAAAUAAUGAUGUAAAUACUCGUGAACAACUCCGACCAGCUAUUGGAGGAGAUUCAUGUCCAGAUAAUGCCAUCCUGAAGGAUUUUCUAGAUGAUGAAGCUGAGGAAGAGGAUGAUAGUGAUAAUGACAUGAUGAGAUUUAAGGAUGAUGAAGAAAAUUACGGGAGUGAUGAGAAUGAAGUUUUUAAUGAUCUGAUAGCAGCUGGCUAUGAAGAAAAAGAAGUAGAUCAUGAGAAGCGUAAUGAACUCCACCAAAAGUGGCUUCAGCAACAGGAUGCUGCUGAAACAAAUAAUGUUAUGCAAAGGCUGAAGUUUGGCCAUCAGGAGCAGAAAGAAUCAGUGCAUGAAGAUGAAGAUAUAGAAGACUGUGAGGUCGAAUCAGAUAAGGAAAUGUCAUACGACUUGACUCCAGCAAAUGUUGUGCGUCAGAAUUCUGAAAAGGCAAAACAAAUGAUUGCAAAGAUGUUCGCAGAUGAUAAUGAUACUUAUGAACACUCGGAUGAUGAGGAGAUAGAGGAACAUUUGGCCCGUCAACGUAUUUCAAAGCGAGAAGUUGAUAAUAACACAUUGAUAUCUCCGCUGGAAGAUGACAGCUCAAGGGAAGUAUUUGGUCUAAUAAAGAAGCUCAAUAUCGCUCCUCAGCCUAAGAAGAGAGGAAAGCAAUCAACAUCAAAUCAUCAAAUGCUUAUCGCUGGAAGGAACAGCAGCGCUUCAAAGUCAUCUUUCCUUGGUCGAACUGCCAGUGGUCCAUUGGUGUCUUCCCGUAGAUCAGUUCAUAGAUCUUAUGUAUUUGGCCGUGAUGACAGCAACAGUAGUACCAGGAGCUGCAUGUCUACUUCAGAGAGUAUUUCAGAUAUGGAUCAGACCAAUUCAAGCCAACCUAAGAAGGCGAAGUUUAGCGGUUCACAGCCAAAACCUGUGGGGCCACAGGCAAAUUUAAAGAGUGAUACGAAUUCAGGUGUUUCCUUAUUUGAGAUCCUGCGUAGGACUUCUUCAGUUACUUCUGAUAGACAAGAGCUCAGCAGUCAGGAAAGCUGUAGCACAAUCACAGAAAGUCAAGCUGGGCAUCAGUUUUCAGCAUUCAAAUUGUCAAGGAGGUUUUCUAGGGUGGAAGCAAGAAACUGACAGCCUCCUUCCAAGAAACUUGCGGACAUCAUCAAUCAGAAAUGAAUAUACUUUCCUGUGUGUUUCUUCAUAGCAGCUUGUUUCCUGUGGCAGUUUGAGUUCUUAAUCUUGUUUCAUCAGUAUGCGCUUGAGAAUGUACAUUGGAUGGAGUAUCAUGUUUCCUUAUUUUCAGUCCAUUGGUUCUUCAAAGUCAAACAGAUGAUGUUAGUCUGUUACCAAAUGUAUGGACUUGGGAGUUGGGACUCAACAGUUGUUGUAACUUAUGAUCGUUGAAGCAAAGAUUCGUACAUGGAACUCGCCAAGGUUAUCAAAAACACUUGCACAGUUAACUGUGUGGAAUCUUGCUA